AAAAUUGAAAUAAAUUGAAAAAAUAUUAUUAAAAAUCAUGCAUACAUUUUUUUUUAUGAUUGAGUUACUCAGUUAUCGUUAUUCGUUAUUUUGAUUUCUACAUGUUAACUCGUGUGUUGGCCGUUGAAAAUAUUAAUUGUAUUCAUUAACUAAUAACUGUAUUUGAAAUAUACAAUUUUCUUUUUCUAAUUUUGAUUUGUGGUUACUCAAUUUUAUAAAAUUGAAUUUAAGUAUUUUCUACAGAGCAACUGUUUUAAAAAAAUACAGUUAAUAAAUUAAAAAUUGAAUCAUGUUUGCAUUGUUUUUAAAAGAAAAUGGUAUUAUUAUUGGGAUAGUAAUUAUGUUUAUCUUGUGGUUAGUUCUUUUCAAAAGAAUUGCCAGAUUUUUUGAGAAAUUUAUUUCAAUGUAUUCAUCACACAAAUUCAAGUUACCGGAAGUAAAUAUUUUAUUUCACUCAUUGACUAGUGGAGUAUUUUGUUUCAUUAGUGUCCCAAUAUGUUUUUCGACAUUUAAACCUUCUACAUCAUCAGAUUCAUCCUUAAUGUACUGGUUACUGGAUUCAUUUCGCCAUAUGAUGGAUCGUUGUGCAACUACAGAAUCUGUGGAUCCAUCAAGAAAUUUUAAGUUUAUCAUACUCUAUUCAUGUUUAUUACACAGCGUUUACACAUCAUUUGCAAACAAUUUAGAAGAGCGACCAUUAUUAAGCACAUUAAAGAAAGGUGCUGUACUUAGUUUCUUUGCUUCUACAUACUGUUUUGGCUGUACAGAAGCAGGUUUUGUAUUCCUUGGGCUGUCUAAUUUAUCGCUUGGAACAUUAGAAGCUGCUAGACUUUUGAAAGUUUGUCAUAACAAAACAAAUAGUAUGUUGAUCAAAAUAUUAAGCUUUGGACAGUUUGUUGUACAUUGUGUUAUUUGGAUAUCAAUUUACUUGUUCUUGGUGCCAUUUGUUGUACUAUCCUCGGUCGAAGUGCUAACAAUGAAUAAUGAUAAUCGGCUACCACUAUCAAUCAUGUUGAUCAGUCUUCUAAUAUUUUACUUUAUUGAACUAAGAGACAGUCCAUUGAACAUGUCAACAACUAGUGGAAAUGGUAUAUUUAGGCUAUUUGAAUCCCCUAAAAGCUCACUAAUGGCUGCAAAUAACAGUAGCAAAAGGAAUCAAAAUAAACAGAAAUCAAAAGAGAACUUAUUAGUGUUGUACCAAACUACUAAAUGUGCUAUGGCAGUAAAGAAAAAAGUACAAAAAAUUCGACAAGAUAAACUAGGAACUAGAUUAUUAUCUGCAUCUGAAAUUAAACCAGAGCCCAUUGACGUGAUUGAAAUAUUUGAUGAUUGAAAUAUGGCUAAUAACCUAAGUUUACUUUAGUAUGUUUUUUUGAUAAUAAUAUGUAAAUAAUUAAUAAUAUCAAUAAGUUCUGUUACUGAUGUAAUUUUUAAUGUUUGUAAAUUAGAUGAUUCAUUCAUUUUAUUUUAUAUUGUUAUGUAUUAUAAUUUGUAAACUAAUUGAGAUGCAAAAUAUUUUAUUUUUAAACUUAAUUUAAUUUAAUUUUUUUUUUUAUUAUACGGAACAUAUUAGUUUAGAGACCUAUUAGUUCAUACAUUUAAAUAUAUAUAUUAUUUUAGUUAAUAUGUUUAAAUUACCUUCAUUUGUGUUGGCUUCCUUGUUAUUUUGUAUAUGAUUUUUCCAUUGAUAAAAAUGUAAGAGAUUACUUAUUCAGAAAAUAAUCAGAAUGUUUUCUAUUGUAUACAUUUAAGAAUUUGGUUUUAUUAACUUCCAUAUAACAUGAAGAGUACCUACUAUUUAAAUUUAAUAAUAAUAAAAAAAAAAAA
Acyrthosiphon pisum (pea aphid) is the source of this 1827-nucleotide messenger RNA. RefSeq lists its product as uncharacterized. The record is from RefSeq and is a predicted model, not a curated record. The transcript is spliced from 7 exons. Lineage: Eukaryota; Metazoa; Arthropoda; Insecta; Hemiptera; Aphididae. The coding region runs from base 290 to 1333 and encodes 347 amino acids.